Coffea arabica (coffee) is the source of this 2856-nucleotide messenger RNA. The record is from RefSeq and is a predicted model, not a curated record. NCBI's taxonomy places the organism in Eukaryota, Viridiplantae, Streptophyta, Magnoliopsida, Gentianales, Rubiaceae.
AUGCCGUGUUUAGACCCAAAAGUGGUCGUCCACCAUUUGGUUGUUAAAAAGGGAGUUCGACCUGUGAAGCAAGCACAACGGCGAUUUAGACCCGAUUUGAUUCCGUUGAUCGAAAUUGAAGUCAAUAAACUCAUUGAAGCCGGAUUUAUUCGUGAAGUUAAAUAUUCCACAUGGAUUUCGAGUAUCGUGCUUGUGCGAAAGAAAAAUGGACAAAUCCGCAUUUACGCCGAUUUCAGGGAUGUUAACAAUGCUUGUCCCAAAGAUGACUUUCCUUUACCGAUCACUGAGCUCAUGAUUGAUGCAACUACUGGGCAUGAAGUUCUGUCAUUUAUAGAUGGCUCUUCUGCAUAUAAUCAAAUUCGAUUGACACCUGAGGAUGAGGAGUUCACUGCAGUUCGUACUCCUAAGGGUAUUUAUUGUUAUAAAGUGAUGCCCUUUGGUCUCAAAAAUGCUGGAGCCACAUAUCAAAGAGCAAUGCAAAGUAUCUUUGACGACAUGUUUCAUAAGAAUAUCGAGUGUUAUGUGGAUGAUUUAGUUGUGAAAUCAAAGAAAAGAAGUAAUCACUUGGAGGAUUUGAGACAAGUUUUCGAUCGGUUGAGAAGAUAUCAACUCAAAAUGAACCCUCUCAAGUGUGCAUUUGGAGUCACGUCGGAGAAAUUUCUUGGUUUUGUGGUUCGCCAUCGAGGCAUUGAAAUUGAUCAUGCCAAAAUUGAUGCUACAUUGAGGAUGUCUGAACCUCGUGACAUUCAUGAAUUGAAAAGUCUUCAAGGGCGAUUAGCUUAUCUGAGGAGAUUUAUCUCAAAUUUAGCAGGAAGGUGUCAACCAUUUAGUCGCUUGAUGAAGAAAGAUGUGACAUUUCAAUGGGAUGAGGCAUGUAGUAAUGCAUUCAAUAGUAUUAAGUCUUAUCUUAUGAAAAUACCUGUGUUGGCUGCACCUAUUCAUGGAAAGCCAUUACUCCUUUAUAUUGCCGCCCAAGAACGGUCGGUGGGGGCAUUGCUCGCUCAAGAAAAUAAUGAAGGAAAAGAGGUUGCCCUUUAUUAUUUAAGCAGAAUGAUGACCCCCAAUGAACUAAACUAUUCGCCAAUUGAAAAGUUGUGUUUAGCUCUUAUUUUUGCAAUACAGAAGUUAAAACACUACUUUCAAGCGCAUAGUGUGAGGCUCAUUUUCAGGGCGAAUCCUAUAAAAUAUGUGAUGAGCAGGCCAGUGCUGUCUGACCCUGUGAAAGGACAAGUUCUGGCAGAUUUUCUUGUUGAUCACCCGAUACCUGAUGAAUGGGAACUAAGUGAUGACCUACCAGAUGAGAAUGUACUCCUUAUUGAGAUUCGUCCACCAUGGAAGAUGUAUUUUGAUGGGGCGGCUCAUCGUCAUGGAGUUGGAGCAGGGAUUGUAUUCGUGACUCCUGAUGGAGGGAUAUUGCUAUACUCUUUUAUCCUAAAUCAACAUUGUUCAAAUAAUGUCGCUGAGUACCAAGCUCUCAUACUCGGACUUGAAAUAGCUGUUGACAUGGAUCAGUUGGAACUUCAAAUCUAUGGUGACUCUCAAUUGGUGGUUAACCAACUCUUGGGAAGUUAUGAAGUUAAAAAGUUCGAAUUAAUUCUGUAUCACAAAUAUGCAACGCGACUUAUGAAGCGGCUUGGAGGUGCAAGUAUUACACAUGUUCCUAGAAGGGAAAAUAAGCAAGUUGAUGCAUUAGCUGUGCUAGCCUCUUCACUUGCCAUGCCGGAUCAUGAGAUACAAGUUCGUGUAUGCCAAAAGUGGGUAGUUCUAUCACUAAUUGAUGAUGAAAAUAUUGAAGGAGGCGACGCUCAUGUGGUUUCAACCUAUGAAAUUGACAAAGAAAAUUGGAGACAACCCCUCGUUGAUUAUCUCAAGUAUCAAAAAUUACCUGAGGAGCAACGUAGAAGAACUGACAUCCGUCGUCGAGCCCCUCGUUUUAUCUUGUACAAGGACACGCUGUACCGAAGAUCAUUUGAAAAUGUACUGUUGCGCUAUCUGAGCGAAGACGAGGCAUAUCGGGCGAUGCACGAGGCACAUUCUGGAAUAUGCGGAGCUCACCAAUCCGGUCCCAAGUUGCAUUUUCGGAUUAAAAGGAUGGCCAUACCGCUCAAGCAAGUUAGAAAGGAAGAUGUGGUGAAUUUUAUUCGUGUGAAUAUUAUUUACCGUUAUGGAGUUCCCCGAUACAUUAUCAUUGAUAAUGGAAAAUCCUUCUCCAAUGGCUUGAUGGAUAAGUUAUGUGAGAAAUUUAAUCUCAAGCAACGCAAGUCCUCCAUGUAUAAUGCUCCCGCCAAUGGUCUCGCAGAGGCAUUCAACAAAACUUUAUGUAACUUGUUGAAGAAAGUGGCGGCAAAAUCAAAGAAGAAUUGGCACGAAAGGAUAGGCGAAACUCUUUGGGCCUAUCGCACCGCAUACCGAACUCCGACGCAAGCCAUGCCAUAUGCCUUAGUCUAUGGUGUAGAAGCUGUUCUGCCCCUUGAGCAACAAAUUUCUUCUUUGAGAAUUGCUAUCCAAGAAGGGCUCACAGAGGAAGAAAAUGUUCGCCUGCACCUUGAAGAAUUGGAAGAUUUGGAUGAAAAGAAAUUGGAGGCCCAACAAAAUCUCGAAUGCUAUCAAACCCGUCUCUCUAGAGCUUUUAAUAAGAAAGUUCGGCGUCGCUCCUUUCAAGUCGGGGACAUGGUACUCGCCGUUCGAAAGCCAAUAGUUAUGACUCAUCGCACUAAAGACAAAUUCGUCUCUAAAUGGAAUGGACCAUAUGUUGUUCGAGAAGUCUACACGAAUGGUGCGUACAAAUUGGUGGACAAAGAUGACGUGAAAGUUGGUCCUAUAAAUGGAAAAUUCAUGAAGUUAUACAUGCCAUAA